Emiliania huxleyi CCMP1516 is the source of this 2157-nucleotide messenger RNA. RefSeq lists its product as hypothetical. NCBI's taxonomy places the organism in Eukaryota, Haptophyta, Isochrysidales, Noelaerhabdaceae. Bases 1 to 2157 code for a protein of 718 amino acids. The transcript is spliced from 4 exons. The record is from RefSeq and is a predicted model, not a curated record.
AUGCACCACGCCUCGUCGCCCUGCCAGGCUGGCGUGCAGUACGUGGUUGGGGGCGAUUUCGGCGGCGGCGAGGGCGCCGGCGGCGAGGGUGGCGGCAGUGAUGGUGGCAGCGGUGAGGGCGGUGGCGGCGAAGGUGGUCGCGGCGAGGGUGGUGGCGAUAAGGGGUCGGUUUUGCUCAGUGGAAGCGGUGGCGAGGGUGGCGGCGGCGAGGGCGGCGGCGGCGAGGGCGGCGGCGGCGAGGGCCACUGCACUAUCAUCCGGGGCGGUGGCGGAAGUAGCGGGGUUGGCGGAGGCAGCGGGAGCGGCGAGGGCGGCGAGAACGGGUGUGAGAAGAAAGCAGCAGAGAACACGAAUGACAUUGACGACACGGGCGACAGCAAGGCUGGUGGCGAUGGCGAUGGUAGCGGCAGCGAGGAUGGUAGCGGCGGCGAGGGUGGUGUCUGCAAAGGUAGUUGCGCGUCGGGUGGCGACAAGGGAGGCGGCGGCGGUGACGAGGACGGUGGCAGUGGUGAGAAUGAUGGUGUCAGGAGUGAGGGCGGUGGCGAAGAGGGCGGCGAGGGCGAGGAAGAGGGUGGCGUCGGUGGUGGUCGUGGUGGCAGCGGUAGGGGUGGCUGCGAGGGCAAGGGCAGCGGUAGGGGUGGCGGCGGUGAGAGCGAAGGCGGCGGCGGCGAGGGCGGCGGUGGUGAUGGUGGCGGCGGCGAGGGCGGCGGCGGAGAGGGUGGCGAGGACGAGGGCGGCGGCGGCGAGGGCGGCGGCGGCGAGGGCGGCGGCGGCGAGGGCGGCGGUGGCGAGGGCGGCGGAAGCGAGGGCGGCGGCGGCGACGGCGGCGGUGGCGAAGGUGGCGGCGGCGAGGGCGGCGGCGGCGGAGAGGGUUGCGGCGGCGAGGGUGGUGGCGGUGAGGGCGGCGGCGGCGAGGGCGGCGGCGGCGAAGAGGGUUGCGGCGGCGAGGGUGGUGGCAGUGAGGGCGGCGGCGGUGAGGGCGGCGGCGGCGAGGGCGGCGGCGGCGAAGGUGGCGGUGGCGAAGGUGGCGGUGGCGAAGGCGGCGGCGGCGGCGAGGGUUGCGGCGGCGAGGGCGGCGGCGGCGAAGGUGGCGGCGGCGAAGAGGGUUGCGGCGGCGAGGGUGGUGGCAGUGAGGGCGGCGGCGGCGAAGGUGGCGGCGGCGAGGGCGGUGGCGGCGAGGGCGGCGGUGGCGGUGGCAACGACGGUGGCGGUGGCGAGGGCGGCGGCGGCGAGGGUUGCGGUGGCGAGGGUUGCGGCGGCGGUGGCGGUGGCAACGACGGCGGGGGCGGCGAGGGUGGCGGCGGCGAGGGCGGUGGCGGCGAGGGCGGCGGUGGCGGUAGCAACGACGGUGGCGCGGCGAGGGGCGGCGGCGGCGAGGGCGGCGGCGGCGAAGGUGGCGGUGGCGAAGGUGGCGGUGGCGAAGGUGGCGGCGGCGGAGAGGGUUGCGGCGGCGGCGAGGGCGGCGGCGGCGAAGGUGGCGGCGGCGAGGGCGGUGGCGGCGAGGGCGGCGGUGGCAAGGGCGGCGGCGGCGAGGGCGGCGGCGGCGAAGGUGGCGGUGGCGAAGGUGGCGGUGGCGAAGGUGGCGGUGGCGAAGGCGGCGGCGGCGGAGAGGGUGGCGGCGGCGACGGCGGCGGCGGCGAGGGCGGCGGCGGCGAGGGCGGCGGCGGCGAAGGUGGCGGCGGCGAGGGCGGUGGCGGCGAGGGCGGCGUCGGCAGCGACGUGGGCGGCGGGGGCGAGGGCGGCGGGGGCGAGGGCGGCGGGGGCGAGGGCGGCGGCGGCGAGGGUGGUGGCGGUGAGGGCGGCGGCGGAGAUGGUGGCGAGGGCGAGGGCGGCGAGGGUGGGGGGCCAGUUUGGCUCAGUAGUAGCAGCGGCGACGGUAUCGGCGGUGGCGACGAAGGUGGCGGUGGCGACGGCGGCGGCGGCGAGGGUGGCGGCGGCGAGGGCGGCGGCGUCGAGGGCGGCGGCGGAGAGGGUAGCGAUGGCGAGGGCGGCGGCAACGGGGACAGGGAUGGAGGCAAGGACGUUGGCAGGGACGUUGGCAGGGACGUUGGCAGGGACGUUGGCAGGGACGUUGGCAUGGACGUUGGCAGGGACGUUGGCAGGGACGUUGGCAGGGACGUUGGCAGUGGUAGCGGCAACGGCGAGAUCCCAAGGUAA